Neurospora crassa OR74A is the source of this 747-nucleotide messenger RNA. RefSeq lists its product as hypothetical. NCBI's taxonomy places the organism in Eukaryota, Fungi, Ascomycota, Sordariomycetes, Sordariales, Sordariaceae. Bases 1 to 747 code for a protein of 248 amino acids. The transcript is spliced from 3 exons. The record is from RefSeq and is a predicted model, not a curated record.
AUGGCUUCACCUGCCCCGGAGCCGCCGUCCACCGGCGUCGUCGCUUUAGACUCCGCUCACAGGACACUCUCCGUUAUCAUCGCAGCUGACACCGACCUCAAAGACCAUGCCACCGACAUCCACUACAGCGCCGACGCUCUCUCUCGUCUCACCGAGCUCUUUCCCAGGAGCAUCAGGACGUUGGACAAUAUGGACCAGGUCAGCCAUGUAUCAAACCACUUCAUCUUGCAAUUUCCAAAUUGGAAGUCUCCCUACAACGAUGAAGCAUGCACCCUGUACCACACUAUUGCCGAGGGCCUGAGCAGAUUGCUUAUCAAAGAAGAGGUUUACCUCGCUAUCAUGGCGCAGUACGGCCGCGUCUUGGUGAACAAUAAAAUCAGAGACAAGAGACUGCUAAAAGUUGAAGGGGACAUUGAGCGGUUGUUGGAGAUUUUGCUGGAGAUAGAGCGAGAGGAUGGGCAGUUUUUCGAGAAUACCGAGGGUGAAGGUGAAGAUGCCCUCGAGGAGGCAAACCCGACGUCUUCGUCAAGCUUGGGGCAUCAAAGCCAGCCGGUUUGGAUUGACGAGCAGACGAAGAUAUCCAACGACGAGCUCAGGUACCAGUGGUUUAAUCGCGACAACUAUUGUCAGCCGCCAUCAUUGGUUGCUCAAGACCCUCGCUUGAUGACGUUGGUCGAGUUGCGAAAGAAUGGGGAGUUUGUUAGACACGCGCUCUUUGACAAGGGGAGUGAGAGCUGGCCGAACUAA